AUGGAUUUGAUAGAGGAAAGGUAUUUCCACAGGACAGUGGUCCAAGAAAGCGAACCCCCCAGCAACAGGAGAUGGCCGGAGGACAGGGUGCUGAUCUCUGUAAACUUCUUGAAGGUAAAAGCCAUCCGACAUGACAACACCAUGCCCUAUUCUUAUGAACAAUUUACUCACAUAGGUGAAAAAAGUUAUGCCAUCCUUCUCUCAAGUUUUAAGAAGCCACGGUUUGAAAAUUAUUAUGCACAGAUGUUCUAUGAGGCCCUUACAGGCCUGGGUGUCCCUCAUGUUGAACAAGUAAAGGCUGUUAAAGAGCUGUUCGGGGUGAUUGCGGCGGCCGUUUCCACCAACGACAUCAUUUUGUGUGUGUAUGACCUUACCCUCAUCUCGCCUAUUGGUGGAUAUGUACCUCGACCUGAGGUACCACCCAAAUUGAUUCCUGCGAGUAAAUCAUCGAUUCAGGGUUUGGAACCGGUGACACUUGAUGAUGUUAUCACACACACACCAGAGUGUCCCAUUUGUUUGGAGGAUUUUGCUGCUUUUGUCAAACCCAUUACUGCAUUGCCCUGCACACACCAUUAUCAUGUACAUUGCAUCGUCCGGUGGAUGGAGAAUAGCCACCUAUGUCCUAUUUGCCGAUACCCAAUGCCCAUACCCGUACUUGAAUAG
Molecule: messenger RNA, 663 nt
Organism: Fragaria vesca subsp. vesca
Lineage: Eukaryota; Viridiplantae; Streptophyta; Magnoliopsida; Rosales; Rosaceae
Product: RING finger protein 145-like
Exons: 1
Coding region: 1-663 (220 amino acids)
Biological process (GO): protein ubiquitination
Cellular component (GO): cytoplasm
Molecular function (GO): ubiquitin protein ligase activity
Source: RefSeq, a predicted model, not a curated record